AGAUGCACUUCCUACUUCCGGCAUAUACUACUCUGCUGUGUCUAUGCGGCUGUUGGCUCUAUUCAGUUAUCUCUUGUUCGGAUAUUUAUGACUUAUGGUUAUGGCUGCCAGUAGCACCCUGGUGGUCACAGAGCCUCCUGGGUUAGAAACACAGCAGCGAGAGAUUGAGAGUUUAGUCCAGAACCAGGAGCUCCGACUCGGGGACUGUUGGUAUCUGGUGAGCAGAAGAUGGUUCGGUUUGUGGAGCGAGUACGUGAAGAGUGGCGAUCAGAACUCCCUGUUGUUUCCCGGGAAGAUCGAUAACACCGAGCUGUUUGAUGAUUUGGACUCGUACCGGCUGAAACUGGGGCUGGUAGAGAGUGAGGACUUCAUCCUGGUGCCUUCCGAAGCCUGGCGUAAGCUGCUGUCCUGGUACGGUAUGGCGGAUGACCAGCCUGCUCUUGAAAGGAAGGUCAUCGAUCUUCCCAGUGUACUCAAAGUUGAGAUCUAUCCUGUGGAAAUCUUCCUGUGUCUGCACAGCGACAGGGAAAACCUGGUAUCAGCCCGGUUCAGCCGAGCCGACACCAUACUCAGCAUUCAGAAGGUGAUACAGAAGGAGUUUGCUGUAGCGGAGGAUGCUGAACCACGGCUGUGGAUGAAAAGCUCUGAUAACUGUGAGAGGCUUCGAAACCUUCACAUGACUGUGCUGGAUGCCUGUCUGUGCACGGGCAUGACAGUGAUCAUGGAGCUGAGGUAUGCAGACGGCACAUGGCCCAGCUCUAGCCCAAACAUCACGAGGAACUCCAUGGAUGAGCAGGACACGUUUCAAGGGCAACCUGGACUGUGCGGUCUCAGUAAUCUGGGCAACACCUGCUUCAUGAACUCUGCUCUGCAGUGUUUGAGCAACACACCUCCGCUGACCGAGUACUUCCUGAGGAAUUUGUACCUGGAGGAGCUGAACUUCACUAACCCUCUGGGCAUGAAGGGAGAGAUCGCUGAGGCCUACGCCGACGUCCUCAAGCAGAUUUGGUCGGGGAAGCACUCUUUCAUUGUGCCACGUGGUUUUAAAGCUAAGUUGGGCCAUUUUGCACCCCAAUUCCUGGGUUACCAGCAGCAUGACGCCCAGGAGCUUCUGUCCUUCCUGCUGGAUGGCCUGCACGAGGAUCUGAACCGCAUCAAGAAAAAAGAGUAUGUUGAGGUCAAGGACGCAGAUGGCAGACCAGACCAGGAAAUGGCAGACAGGGCGUGGUGUGUCCACAGGCUACGGAAUGACUCCGUGAUCGUGGACACGUUUCACGGGCUCUUAAAAUCCACACUGGUCUGCCCUGAGUGUGGAAAGGUGUCUGAGACCUUUGACCCUUUCUGUUACUUGACUGUUCCCCUGCCUGUCAGCAAGGAGAGGGUCAUGGAGGUGUUCUUUGUUUCCCUCGACCCUCUGGCCAAACCUGUGCAGUACAGAGUGGUCGUUCCCAAAACUGGCCGAGUAAUGGAUUUAUGUAUCGCUCUGUCUCAAGCCACCAAUAUCCCAGCGGAGAAGAUGGUAGUGGCAGAUGUAUUUAACCAUCGCUUCUACAGGAUCUAUCAAAACAACGAGUCUCUCAGCCUUAUACAGGACAGAGAUGACAUCUUUUUCAUAGACAUCACAGAAGAGACAGCGCAGACAGAACAGGAGAGGGAACACCCAAUUGGCACAACGUUAUAUGCGUACGAGCUAGACAGCAGCACUGUAGAUCCGGAUGAGGAGGAGGAGGAGGUGCUGCUGGCCGUGUACAUGCGCGAACGCUCCAACUACAGAGACUACGGCUCAGGGGGAAACAGCUACAGCACGUCACUGUUCGGCCACCCGCUGAUGCUGGCUCUGCCUCGUGCACAGUGCACCAGAGAUGCCCUUUACCAGCUGUUUCUCCAGCGCCUACAGCGAUAUGUGCGUCAGCCAGACCCGACAGAGGAAGUGGAGGAGGAAGAGGAAGAAGAAAACAGUAGCGAAGAGAAUGACGAAGAAGAUGAGAGAUACAAAAAUCAGACCAAUGGACCGAGCGGCGAUGAGGCUGAGGAAGAGUCUGAAGAGGCAGGGCAAGACAGAUCGAAGACAGAGGAGCCUUCCCAGCAGAGCAGCGCUCAAUCAGAAGCGAGUCCCAGCAGCAAAGGGGAGGAGAAAGUGGAGGAGGAGGAGGAGAUGAACAGCGAAGCUGACCAGGGCAGCAGCACAGAGGAGGUCCCAUCAGCAUCCGGUAGCACGGACAACAGCUUCCAAGAUGCAGGAGACGGGGAGCAGGCGACUGCAGCAGAGACGUCUGUGAAUGUCGAGGAUGAGGAAGAAAAUGACGAAGAGUGUAGUCAAACGGUUACUCAGGCGAAAAAGGGGGUGACGAGUAGCCGACGUUGUGCUGAGAACAGAAAGAAGCCACUCUUCACCAUACAGGCUGUGAACUCCAACGGCACAGAUCGAGGCAUCGCGGACGGAAACAGCGCACUUUCCUGCAGCAAUCAGCUGUAUGUGGCCAUUGACUGGGACCCUGACAUGAAAAAGAAAUAUUACGACGACAUAGAAGCAGAGAAAUAUGUAAAGGACAAUAGCAUGGCUGUCCCACAGCAGCAGACCACAGUGCAUCUGCGGUCAUGUAUCGAACUCUUCACCAAUGUGGAGACACUCGAGAAGGAAAAUCCCUGGUUCUGCCCGACUUGUAAGACGGAACAGCUCGCCACCAAGAAGCUGGAUCUGUGGUCUCUUCCUGAGGUCCUCAUCAUCCACCUGAAGCGCUUCUCUUACACAAAGUACUCCCGUGAGAAGCUGGACAUCAUCGUCGACUUCCCUCUCCGAAGCCUGGACUUCUCCGACUGCCUCUUGAGGGAGACGGGGAGCGAUUCGGAGCCUCCCAGCAUAUACGACCUCAUCGCUGUGUCUAACCACUACGGCGGGCUCAGAGACGGACACUAUACCAGCUUCGCCCGGAACAAGGACAACGGCCAGUGGUAUCAUUUUGACGACCAUGCUGUGACCUCCGCAAAAGAAAAACAAAUAGUGACCAACGCUGCCUACGUUUUGAUCUACCAGCGCCAAGACAAGAUCCAGCACCCAACCCUCGCACCUCCUGAUGAUCACGAUGGUCUGGGUGCGGCAAUGAAUAUAGACUGAAACUACUGUUUGUAUGUUUUCUUCUCUCUUUUUUUUUUCUUGCAUUCCAUCCUUCCAUCCAUCUCCCUCUAUAUUUCUCUCUAUGUUCUCUUCUGCUCUCAGGUUAAUUGAGGGAAUGAUUUAUUAUUAUUUUCUUUUCUUUUUUCCACAAAGAAAACAAAACUUGAACCUUCUGCCUUUUCAUUGCCCAAAGCAGGAUGUGAGAGGCAGGGGCUACUCUCUCAGGCUGGUGCAAAGGCAUCAUGAGUAGGAGACUGUAAAGGCUGUAGUUAUCCCUUCAGGAGCAGCUGCGGGAACAAGUGCGUGCGUCGCUUUCGUUUGCACCCGCGAGUUUGUGAACUUUCCGCCACUUGCUGCUGCUUCUGAGUUCCAUAGCACAAUGUUUUUUUUGUUUGUUUGUUUGUUUGUUUUUCUUCUUUUUUUCUUCUUGCAUGACCAAAAUCUUUUGUUCAUAAAUAUGUAGAGUUACUUCAACGCCUGUCACUGAUAUGAAAGCUGCACCUCUCACUUUAUUAACUUUUAGCAAGCAAUAUUUAGACACACAAACUUCCUCUUUUUAUCUGAUUGUACUAAAACUUCAAUUUUUUUUUACAUUACAUUAAAGGAUGACUCCAGACUUUUCAAACUAAACACAUUUGAAUCGUAUAAACUUUUACAGCCUCACUGUACUCACUGCAAACCUGUAUUUCUCAGCCUGACUUCGUAUGGAAGUCUAAGGGCAGUUGUUCAAUCGCUUUAUACAGUAUAAGACAUAGAAACUCUUGGACUCGAAGAAUAACACAAGACUGACAAGUUUUAUUGAUGCUGUUUGUAUGGUUAUUUAACCACCUAUGGAAUGGCGGAGCAACGCAGUAAAAAGCGGCUCGGAUAUUUUACAGACGUAUAAAAGGAGCUCUGAAUUAUUACUCCGUACACCGAGACGCUCCAACCUUUUUACUUUGGGCUACAUACAAAUUCAUCCGAAUGACACACACAUUCAUAAACAGAUGUUUUUUGUUUUGUUUUGUUUUUUCCCCAUAAAAGUUUAAUACGUUUAUGAUUGAUCACAAAAUGCCCUUAGACACUUCAAUGCCCUCAGACGCAUUAUCGAUGCAGUGAGUACAAAUGAAGCUUUUUAUAUUAGUACAUAUUACUCUGGAGUAAUCUUAGGAGUCUGCAGUUAGCAGGUUUACAGAGAAACGUGUAAUGUUUUUAAAGACACCAGCAUCACUUUGGAUUCCUCUAACCUUUGCUUCACACACAGAAUACAAUAGGUCUUUUUUUUUUUUUUUUUACGAAUUAUUCAUCUAAACACAUCUAAGGACUUACUUAAGGGUUUGUCUGACGGCUUCACACACACACACACCUCAAGCAUCUCCAACAUGUAAAAUGGUGUUUUUAUGUCAUGACUCUAUUUAAAUGCUGUUCAAAAUGACUCCGGGGCAUCUUUCUAAAAGCGUUAACUAGUUCACACAAUAUCUGUGAAGCCCCAGGGUUUUCUCUUCAGUGUGGUUUUGUUUUCGUAGAUGGAGACGAAGUACACAAGUCACACACCUACGGCAAAUAAGUCAUAUUUACUUAUAUUUAUAAGCUGUAGCUGAGGUUAAAACUCAGUAGAAAACAACAAAUGCUUGAUGUGUGUCUGUGAGGGGAAAAAAGCCAGUACUCUGUCCAUGCUGAAUAUAUAUAUAUAUAAUUACACAUAAAAUGACUUUGUUCUCAACUUGGAGAGAGUUUUAAAAAGAUUUUUAGCUUCACGUUCUUUUCUUUUCUCCGUUCAUUUCUUUUUCCUUUUCCCAGUGUGAAUGUGGCCCUCGCCACAUUCACACAAACAUGGCAGUGUAGCAUGUUAUUCGCUGCUAAAGUUCAACUGCUGUUAACUCGGUUUUCUUUUCAAUCUUCCCUUCCCCGAUUUAUAGGGUCGUAUAAUUUAAGUUUAGGUGUGUUUUUAAAUUAGGAUCCUUCUUUGUCUUUGCGUAUGUGCACUACACAGGGUAUACGAAAUAUUAACGCAGCGUUUGGAAUGCAUUAGAAUUUAAAUAGAGCGCCAUUAGAGAUUAAAAAUAAAGACCAGGGAGACGUAGACGAUUAGGACUGCUGUUCUUGGGUCAGGUUUUUUUUGUUUUGUUUUGUUUUUCUGGGAAACUUGCUUUAAAUGCUUUUUCCCCUUAACCAAAAUUGCUAACUUUUGCUAAUAACAAAUAAAACGUAUAGCACAGCCAAGUGUUGCGCACGUGACAUCCUUGACUGUAUGCUCUCGUUUUAUUCGCCGUUAGCAGGUUUUUUUUUUUCCUCGCCGAUAUCAGGGAUAUGUCUCAAACUGAUGCAAUAUAAUUUCUGUGAAAAUUAAAAGUCGAGUGUGUUUUUUUUUUGUUUGUUUUUUUUUAGGCGCCUUAUUUAUUUUUUUUAAUUGCCAAGAAACUGACUGACGCCGUCGAAACUUCGCGAUCUUCCAUAACGCUCUUUCAGAGAACGCGCACAGAGAAGAGGUCUAUUUUUUCCGAAGAAUUUCUAUUUUUAACAACAAAGCAGGAUUAUAAAUAUUUGUCAUUUCUGUGCAAUUUCUAGCGAACUGUUUGGAGCGAUGAGAUUUGGUAAAAAGGUAAAAAUGAUUUUUAAAAAUGGAUCUGUACAGUAUUUUUGUAUUGUAAUAAAUAUCUUUUGAAUAUACUGAUUGAAUGCACGGGUAGAAUUCGGGAUAUAUUUUACUUUGAGAGUUGGAAUAUCUAAUUGUAUACCGAAAUUUUGAUAUGAAUAAAUGAGUUCUGUAUAUUAA
This is a messenger RNA of Tachysurus fulvidraco (yellow catfish), 5870 nucleotides long. RefSeq names its product ubiquitin specific peptidase 11 (gene usp11). The coding region runs from base 95 to 3115 and encodes 1006 amino acids. Gene Ontology annotation, molecular function: cysteine-type deubiquitinase activity. The record is from RefSeq and is a predicted model, not a curated record. The transcript has 22 exons. NCBI's taxonomy places the organism in Eukaryota, Metazoa, Chordata, Actinopteri, Siluriformes, Bagridae. Gene Ontology annotation, biological process: protein deubiquitination.